This is a messenger RNA of Emericellopsis atlantica, 1862 nucleotides long. Its product is annotated as sugar transporter. Lineage: Eukaryota; Fungi; Ascomycota; Sordariomycetes; Hypocreales; Bionectriaceae. Gene Ontology annotation, cellular component: membrane. Gene Ontology annotation, biological process: transmembrane transport; carbohydrate transport. Gene Ontology annotation, molecular function: carbohydrate:proton symporter activity. The transcript has 6 exons. Bases 207 to 1805 code for a protein of 532 amino acids. The record is from RefSeq and is a predicted model, not a curated record.
GGGAGACGAUCAUGAGUCCGGGGUCUUGGGGCUGGAGGCAGCAGGGGCAGCGGCACUCGAGAGCCGCUCGAUUUGUCACGCUGUUCUUAUAAGAGACAGCUCCUCAUCAGGCACAUCUAGACUAGUCUGGAGGACUGGACUGCAGAGCUGUGCUAUCACCCGAUUGACAGUGAGCGCAACGACCUGGCUGCACUGACGCCUGCGCAAUGAAACAACCUUCGGAUCAAGAUCAGGUCCCGGCGCCAGGCACCGACCAUGUCGAUGUCCCGGAGAAGAGAGAAUCAAUGGGCACAGUCAACGUGGUGGCCGAGCUGGGUGACAACAGGCCCGCCGCCUUCUCGCGAGGUCAACUCAAGCUGUACCAAAUCUGUUUCCUGGUCUACCUGUGCGCGGCCCUGGUCGGCUUCGACGGAUCCCUCAUGGGGAGCAUCAACUCCAUCGGGGCCUACCAGCGGUACUACAACGUCUCCGAGAACGAGCAGGCGUCGACAGGCAUCGUCUUUGCCAUCUUCAACGUGGGCCAGAUGGUGGGCGCCCUCUUUGCGUGGUUCUCGGACUGGAGAGGCAGGAGGAUGGCCAUCCUCGUGGGCUGCUUCGGCGUGUGCGUGGGCACCGUCAUCACCAGCACCGCGACCACCCUCGCCACCUUUAUCGGCGGGCGAUUCCUGCUGUCCUUCUUCUCGACGUUCGCCUCAACUGGUGCGCCCAUGUACCUCAUCGAGGUGGCGCCUCCACACCUGCGAGGCACGAUAGCCGGUUUGUACAACACCUUUUACUACAUUGGCAGCAUCCUCGCCAACUUUGCCGUCUAUGGCACCUCGCGCAACCUGACGGGGAACUUGACCUGGAGACUGCCCCUCUGGUUGCAGAUGGUGUGUCCCGGGGUCGUGGCGAUCUUCAUCAUGUUCUGUCCGGAAUCGCCGCGCUGGCUGAUCGGACAAGAACGACACGAGGAGGCAAGGGACUUUAUCGUCAAGUACCACGCCAAUAGCGACGCCGAGCAUCCCAUCGUGCAGCUGGAAAUGGCCGAGAUGAUCCAGAGCUUGGAAGGCGCCGAGAUGUCGACAUGGAAGACCAUCUUUGACAUUAGGCCACUCUUCAACACGCGGGCAAGACGCUACCGCUUUGCGCUGUGCGUGGCCUUCUCUUGGUUUGGCCAGUUCUCCGGCAACAAUGUGGUGUCCUAUUACCUCCCCUUGCUGGUCGAAGCGGUGGGCAUACACGACACGGACACCAAGCUGCUCCUGAACGCUAUCUACUCGGUGACCGGGUGGAUCUUUGCCGUCUGCGGCGCUCGGUUCCACGACAUUAUCGGCCGUCGCAAGAUGCUCAUGGGCGCGACGCUGGGCAUGGCCGUCACGCUGUCCAUCGCGGCCGGCACCGCGGCCGGCUUCGAGCAGGACCCGAGCAACAAGCGCAUGUCGUCGGCCUCGAUCGCCUUCAUCUACAUCUUUGGCAGCGUCUUCGCCUUUGCCUUCACGCCCAUGCAGCCCAUCUACCCGGGCGAGGUGUGCGACAAUGUGCAGCGCGCCAAGGCCAUGGGCUUCUACAAGCUCACCUCCGGCGCCGCCAGCUUUGUCAACACGUUUGCGGCGCCCAUUGCCCUCAAGAACAUUCGCUACUGGUUCUACGUCUUCUUCGUCUUCUGGGACCUGUUUGAGUUCCUUGUCAUCUACUUCUUCUUUGUGGAGACAAAGGGGAGGACGCUGGAGGAGCUCGACGAGGUCUUUGAGUCGGCGAACCCCCGAAAGGCGAGCACCCAAAAGCCGACCCGCAGGACGCAGAUGGACGUCAAGGCAGAAUGAAGCGUUCGGGGUGAGCUUCUGUGAAGGCAGAGCGUGCGCCAAUACAGCAUCGGUAAC